AUUUGUUAGCAAUGGUAAGAUGCAUAAGGCUCCCUUUAAAAACCGAAUAUGAUUAAAUUGAAGCACUCGAAUUAAAGUCUGAAGAUGCAAUGUCAGAAUAGCAGAUAAAGAAGGCUCAAACAAAUUAGGUGUUCUUUUUAGAAAUAGCAGAUUACUUAGAAGGAACAUCAUUUUAUAAUCUUUUAGGUAUUUAUGUAAGUGAAUUAGAUCUGCAAAAUAAGGAUAAUUAAUCAAAGAGAAUUAUAAUGGCCACAGUGUUGUCGAUAUUGUUAAUCGUUGUAUUUUGUGUGGUGAUCCAAUUUAUUCUGGAUUUAUCAAAAAAAUGUAAAAUCAAGCUAAACAGAGAAAGUGUUCCUAUAUAAGCAUGA
Paramecium octaurelia is the source of this 368-nucleotide messenger RNA. NCBI's taxonomy places the organism in Eukaryota, Ciliophora, Oligohymenophorea, Peniculida, Parameciidae. The record is from the annotation of a GenBank genome assembly.